Molecule: messenger RNA, 1745 nt
Organism: Neltuma alba
Lineage: Eukaryota; Viridiplantae; Streptophyta; Magnoliopsida; Fabales; Fabaceae
Product: heat stress transcription factor B-4-like
Exons: 2
Coding region: 305-1366 (353 amino acids)
Biological process (GO): regulation of transcription by RNA polymerase II
Cellular component (GO): nucleus
Molecular function (GO): DNA-binding transcription factor activity; RNA polymerase II cis-regulatory region sequence-specific DNA binding
Source: RefSeq, a predicted model, not a curated record
ACCCUACUUACUGCAUAACCGAGGAGGGAAACAAAUUUAUAAUACCCCUCCUACCCGACAAUUCCCUCCUCCUCCUUCAUCUUCACCCACCCAAACCAACACAAAAAGAGCAAAGACAUAACCAAAUUACCGCAUUACACAGUAGAAGCAGUACUACUACUUCUAUUCCUCUCUCUCCUCGACAUUUUUAUCCACCUCCAUCAUUCGCAUCCUUCGCUAACCGCUUCGUCCUCCUUCCUUUCUCUCAGUUGACACCUUAUAGCUCCUCCAGUUCCGUCCUGAUUUUUCCAACCUGCUGUGUUCGAUGGCUAUGUUGUUGGACAAUUGUGAGAGCAUUUUACUGUCAUUAGACUCGCACAAAUCGGUGCCGGCUCCUUUCCUCACCAAGACAUACCAGCUGGUGGAUGAUCCCACCACCGAUCACAUUGUGUCUUGGGGCGAAGACGACACCACCUUCGUCGUUUGGCGUCCUCCUGAGUUCGCCAGGGAUCUCCUCCCCAACUACUUCAAGCACAAUAAUUUCUCCAGCUUCGUUCGCCAGCUUAACACUUACGGUUUUAGGAAGAUCGUGCCGGACAGAUGGGAGUUCGCGAACGAGUUUUUUAGGAAGGGAGAGAAGCAUUUACUCUGCGAGAUCCACAGAAGAAAGACGGCUCAACUUCACCAGCAUGUCCCCGUUAAUCAUCAUCCUCCUCACCCGCCACUUCCGUUGGGACUCAACGUUCCUACUUUCUUUCCCUUCUCAACCACCAGAAUCAGCUUGUCUCCGUCCAACGAUUCCGAUGACCAACCGCCCCAUUGGUGUGACUCGCCACCGCUCACUUCUCCAAGCGGCGGCACCGGCAUGGUGACGCUGUCCGAGGACAACGAAAGACUGAGAAGAAGCAACAACAUGCUCAUGUCUGAGCUGGCCCACUUGAAAAAACUCUAUAACGACAUCAUCUAUUUCGUCCAGAAUCAUGUCAAGCCCGUGGCUCCAAGCAACUCUUUCUCUCCCUCUCUGCUCCUACCCAAUACAUGCUCACCAUCUAUGCCUCCUGCAGCUACAAACGUUUCCAUGGUGCAAAGGCAAAUGAAUCAGCUUCUGGGGUAUUAUUCUACAUCUGCUAGCUCAAAGCAAACUACUCCUCAAGUAUCUCGUUUUGUGAGAUCUCCCGCGACCUUCACGUCAAGAAGUUCCGUCUCCAUUGUGGAAGAACCCUGCAGCAAUACCAAGCUUUUUGGCGUGUCUCUUCAAUCCAAGAAAAGGGCGCAUCCUGACUCUCAUUCUAUUACUCCUGCCAAUUCCGAAAUGAACAAGGCUCGACUGGUCUUGGAAAAAGAUGAUGACCUGGCCUUGAAUCUCAUGCCACCUUCGGCAUGUUAGAAUUCUUAUUAGAUAUACCACUUUUUUUCCCCGCUUAAUUUCUUCCUCUCAUUUGUUUGUUUCUUCUUUUCUUUUUUUUCAUUUUUUCUUCUUCUUCCUCCUUGAUCCUAAGUCUCAGUGAAGGAGAAUGAUAUUGAUGGAAACUUGAGUGUGCGCGUGCGUGCGUGUCAAUGCUGUUUUGUGAUUCCGUGUACAUAUGGCACCAAAUAUUAUCUUUGUUCCCCACAUAUCAUCCAUUGAUGGAGGCAGGUUUUGGGUAGAGUGAAGGCCAAAUUAAAAGCAAAACUUUAAAUGUUCAUCUUCUCUUUCUGGAUUCUUGUUGAGUUUUCUUUCUUUUCACUGGCGCAAUUUACUGCUGUGCAUUAUUAUGGUAUUAUUU